AUGGUCAACGAAUCGCCUGAGCGAUGCGACAGCAUCAAUAAUAAAAGCUUAACGCCAGCAAAUAACUCGAACGUCCCUAUUGCACAACCUAAAGAUGCGCCCGCUCAGGAUUCGGAACAACAUCGAGACACCAAAGAAGCUUCAGGGCCCAGCGUCGACCCCAGUGAUUCGUGCCAAUCCCAGCAGCAUCCGACUGCUCUCGACCGCCUCGGGCUUCUCGUGACGUGGACACCCAAGAACUGCCGUUAUGAUUCCAAUGAACCGCCUAAAUUCAGUUUGUCCUUGAACCUUCUGUUCGCUCUGGUAAGGUUCAACUCGCUACCCAAGCGCCACGUCAUGAAUCAGCUGUUAACUUUAGAUGAUGAGGCCGGCACGAUCACCGUGGCGAACUUGUACUAUGUACAACCGAUCUUGUACAAGAUUGCCGUUACAUUCGAUGUCAGUUUCGAGAAGGCUUCGUCAAUAGCGACUCUUCAACAGGCUCUAGUCAUGUUCACAGCCAUAAUGUGGCUUGGCUUGUGCCUCACGCCACGAUUCGAAUCGUUUGCAGCCAUCUCGUUCAUCUGCGGUAUCACCACCGUCACGCCGCAGCUGAUGUUGCCACUGGUUGGAGAUCUAGCACCCGCCGACCGGAAGGCGAGCUGCCUAUCAAUUGUUGUCUCUGGUCUGUCUCUUGGCAUAUUGGUUGCCCGCCUAUUGUCGGGAAUCAUCGCCAACUUCACCGAUUGGCGCAACGUAUACUGGUUCUCUUUUGGUGCUCAGUGGUGCAUCUUUAUCCUCCUCUUUUUUUACAUGCCAGACUAUCCAUCCAAGAACCCGGGUGGUCUGAACUGGUUUGAGUUGAUGUGGAGCAUCCUGUAUAUGUUCUUCACCGAGCCGUUACUGGUUCAAGUCUGCAUCAUCAGCUUUGUCAUGAGCUCCAUCUUCACCUCCUUCUGGACCACUCUGUCAUUUCUGCUCUCAUCGCCGCCUUUCAACUACAGCUCUUUGGUCAUUGGUCUGUUUGCUCUCAUCGGAAUUGCCAUAAUCUUCUGGGGUCCGGUGUAUAGUCGCCUCGUCAUCGAUAAGAUCCAACCACUAUACUCUUGUCUCAUCGGGAUCGGUAUUGAGCUUACUGGUGUCGCCAUUGGAACGUUUACUGGGACUUUCACUGUCGCUGGCCCAAUCAUUGAAGCAAUUGCUAUUGAUCUGGGCAACCAGGCCUCCUACCGUCUCUAG
Diaporthe amygdali is the source of this 1218-nucleotide messenger RNA. RefSeq lists its product as uncharacterized. The transcript has 4 exons. Bases 1 to 1218 code for a protein of 405 amino acids. Lineage: Eukaryota; Fungi; Ascomycota; Sordariomycetes; Diaporthales; Diaporthaceae. Gene Ontology annotation, biological process: transmembrane transport. The record is from RefSeq and is a predicted model, not a curated record. Gene Ontology annotation, molecular function: transmembrane transporter activity.